UGACAAGCAGCUGUUCUAUCAGUCUUAUGUUACAGCUCUCACAUGUGACUUUCCUGCGUGCAGUGUAACCGAGUUUUGUAUCAGAGACUAAUUUCUAUCACCAAUAACACAAUGGAGCCGUCUAUAAUAAUAAAACCUGGAGCCACGAAAUGGGACAUCCGUCAGAAAGUUUGGGACUACAUCGAAGACAAUAAUCUGGCUAAUUUCCCCAGGCCUGUCCACAACAGAAUCCCUAAUUUCAAGGGUGCAAACCAAGCAUGCGACAGACUUGCAGACCUACACGAGUUCAAGUCCAGCCAGACAGUCAAAGUAAACCCAGACAAACCCCAGCAGCAGGCGCGCUUUGUCACUCUGGAAGCGCGGAAAACUUUAUUGGUCCCAACUCCUCGUCUUCGUACCGGCCUCUUCAAUAAAAUCACUCCUCCCCAGGGAGCCAGCAAAGAACAGCUACGCAUAUGCUCCUCCUCUCAGGGUGUGAAAGACUUCAGUGUGCCCGUUGGCCUUGAUGCGAAGAUAAAGGUCGACCUGGUGGUGGUCGGCUCUGUGGCGGUGUCAGAGAAAGGCUUGCGGCUUGGAAAAGGAGAGGGCUACGCCGACAUUGAGUACGGCAUGAUGGCCUCAAUGGGAGCUGUGAAUGAGUCCACUGUGGUGGUGACUGUUGUCCAUGACUGCCAGGUGGUGGACAUUCCAGAGGGGUUGAUAGAAAGCCAUGACCUGACUGUGGACUACAUCCUCACACCCACCAGAGUUAUUAAAACUAACUGUGGGAUCCCCAAGCCACAGGGAAUCAUCUGGACUAAGCUGGACACAGAAAAGCUGGAGAAGAUCCCCAUCCUGAAGAAGCUGCGUGCUCUAGAGGAACAGGCUGGAAAGGAUGUAACACUGGGGGUGGCGCCCACUACAUCAGAGCCUGGUGUGCAGACCGGUCAACCCAAAAGGCAAACCAGACGGAGGCCAAAGCAGAACAUGCAGCAAGAAGGCGAGGGAGAAUCCAAAGAGGAGAAAAUAGCGGAGUCAGAACAGAGAGCUAGACAGCGCCCAGCUAGAGUGAGGAAAGACAGCAGAGGAGAUGGUGGGGGAGACCAAGAGAGAGAGAUCAAUAGGAGAGGAAGGGGAAGAAGAGGAGAGAACAUGAGGGAGAAGGGCCAAGAGGAGGGUGGAGGUGAAGUGACUUCUCAGCGUAAGCUCCCUCUGAAUGUGACCACAGUUUACCUGGGGGGAAUCCCUGCGGGGCUGCGUGUUAGCGAGCUGAAAACUGCCCUCAGAGAGAGAGAGGCCGCCCCACUGAGGCUCACCUGGCAGGGAGCUCAACACAGGGCCUUCCUGGACUACAGCGACCCUCAGGCUGCAGCGCAGGCCCUGGAGGCUCUGCAGGAUCUCAGUCUGAAUGGUCACAGUCUGCAGGCUGAGCUGGCCAAGAGCCAGCGUGGAGGCAAGAGGUCCGGAGCGUCCAAUAGGAGACCAAGACCAUCAACAGGUCCGAAAUCCAAAAUGGCACCGCCAGAUACUGAGAGUGACACCAAUGAAAAGACCGAGCAAUAAUAUAAUAAUAAUCAGCCCGGGAAAUAUUAAAUGUGGAGCAACCUUAAAUGCCUUAAGAAGAAUUUAGUUUUUUGUUUUUUUUUAAUAUUUAUGGAUUUAUGACAAGCGGACAUGAAUUAUUUGAACCAUCUAAAGUGACUGCUAAGGCUAAUUAGCUUACAAUAUGAGUACAAUAUGCAACUAUUGAAACAAAAAGAAGUUUACUAGAAAAGUAUUUUGUACAUAUCAUUUCACAAUAGACCUAUGUGCCUUGUUUAUUCACACACACCUCCUGGUCUGUGUGUCCCGAGAGCCUUCAGUCCUUGGAGGUGUUUAUUGAGUCGUUCUUAGAGAUAGACUGCAGUUAUUAUCCUGUUGAGCUAAAGACUGAAUAUACAGUCUGUUUGUUACAAUACAAGUGUGGAGUAGAUUUUUGUGAAGUGUUCAGUUCAGUUUAUUUCCACACCCAGUUGUCAGUAUUACCUCCGCCAAGAGGUCCUUGGUUUCCGACCUGUUCAUUUGCUUGUUGGUUAUUUCAAAACGCAUUUUACUGCGGCAAUGGGCCAAAGGACUGGCUAGUUUUUGUUGCAGAUAACGCCACCAUGUGGUCAUUUGCACAAUUUAUACAACCCUGAUUGUUACUGAGUCAGAAAGCAUAUGAGUACAAUUUAAGAUACCUUAUAUAUCAUUUAUAUAUCCAUAAAGGCCACACCGGUGUUUGACUACACAUGAUUUUCCACCAUUUUGAAUUUUUUGCAAAACACAUUUGUCACCACUCGUACAUAUUUAAUCCAAUUUUCACACAGUUUGUAAUAUUUAAUUGACCAUAAUAUUAUUAUUUUCCUAUUCCAUUGCCAAAUUGUAAAAUAGCAAUGUGGCUCAUUUUACACAAAUUGCCAUAAAUCUUGAUCAUACUGUCCCGUCAACCAAAUUUAGAAGGCGUCAACAUAGGAAAUUUUUAAGCCAUUUUGAUUACAGACUACGGCAAUACAUAUGCCUUUAAAUGGCCCUAAUUGUGACGAUUCUCACUCAGUUAAAAACUUGCACUACUCAUCCUUGCACAAAACCAAGGAUUUAGGUACUCUAAAAAAAACAAAAACAUAAUUAUCCUUCAGUUUACACUGACUAGCAUUUAUCUCGAUGCAGCUAUUAAACAUCUAAACCUAUUUUAAUUCACAAAAACAAAUCUAGAGGUUUGUGUAGCCUCGUUGGAGCUUUAAUUUUUGAUUACUACUUGCUCACUGUGCUUUCUACUUGCUUAGGUCUUAUUAAGAAUAUUUUGGAAAUAGACAUUGUACAUUUACAUUUAAACUGUGACGUUUGUAUCUUUUGUUGGUAGAAAUGGCACAUUCAUGGCAUUCUGUUUGGUUAGGCCAGUUUGAGAAUGAAGCCAGCCUCUCCAUUUAACGAUUAAGAGAUGCUACCACGCCUGGCUGAACUGUUGUAGUGUUGAUGCAUCUGUUUGUAACACAUUAUAACAUUCUCUACUAAAGCGUUUGACUGAACCCUGCCGGCUUAGUGUCUUCUUUUACUAAACUGUAGUGUCUCUGUUUGAUUUGGACAAAUAUUUGACGGGGGCGUCUUCACAUUCUUUUGCAGCAUUUAGGAAAUUGCACUGAUUGCGAUUUUUGCAGAUCAAUCUGCAAACCAACUGAAAAAACACAAAUCCUGAGCAAACUGAAAAUGAGCAAACCUUUAUGCAUCCAAGUGGUGUUCUAAUGGCAAACACAUCAUUUAGUGUGACAACUUAUUGCCACCUUGUUUGUGAUGGCUCUACCUGCAGUACUGCUGCUACAGAGCAAGACAUUAACUCAAACUGAAACACUAAAAUGAUUAAACACAUGCGAGCCACUCAUCCAGACUUGACAGCACCCAAUAACCUUUAUCUUGUCCCCUAUCAUGUUUUAAUCGUGUCCCUCUGCAUCUCUGCACAGACAUUACCUGGUAACAGAUCCCCCUCCUGUCAGUCUGCAGUGCCAGACAAGUGUCCUGGUUUCACUGAGGCCUUGAUUGUAUUGAGACACAAGCACACAGCAUGUCUGUCUGCACAGAGCAGGCCUCGGGCUUUUUAUGGAGCUGUCAUCCAGGCCUGGUGAGGGAACAGCUGUGGAGCCCCAUCUCUUCUCCCUCGGCCCGCCAGAGCAUUGAACCUCGGCAAAUGUCAUCAGUUUGUUAAUGCGCUGUUCCCCCUGCUGUUGAGCCUGUGCUCGAUGGCACGCUCAUUUUACUGGGGUUCAGUCAGUGGUCAUGUUGUGAGAUUUCAAAGCUACACACGGAUUUAAACACAGCAUGUGUACGGCCUGAAGUGCAGAUGUAUAUGUACACACACGCCUCAACGGCAUUGCAGUUAAACUUGCUAGAAGACAUUUUAAAUCACAGUUCAGUCAGAUCUAACUUGCAAAAGUAAUUUGACUGCGUGAAAUGUGGAUGCUCAGGAAACAGAUCACUGCCCGCCAUGUUUUCCUACAUUAAGAGCACCUGUUAUUAUUUUCAACAGCACAUACUUCUGUUUUCUUCAUUAAAACCUCAAACUUUACCUCCACGUUCUUAUUUGUGCCAAUUCAAAUUAACAUUAGCAUUAAUAUGCAGUCAGUUAUACGAGCCAGUAAGACCAACAGUUAUGACUUGUGCAGCUGCUAUAUUCAGCAAAUAAUAAGAAAUCCAGUGAAGAGCAUUUUUGGUAAGUUGGCUCAUGUUCCUUUUGUAAUAUGCUGUAAUAUAAUUAGUGGCCUGUAGUAUUUCCAUGAUGUGAUGAGACAUUCACUUACUCAUAAUUUGUGUGUAUCUUACUCCUGUGCCUGUGCUCUGCGUUUUGCACUUGAUA
This is a messenger RNA of Epinephelus moara (kelp grouper), 4345 nucleotides long. RefSeq names its product methenyltetrahydrofolate synthetase domain containing (gene mthfsd). The coding region runs from base 112 to 1542 and encodes 476 amino acids. Gene Ontology annotation, cellular component: cytoplasm. The transcript has 8 exons. Lineage: Eukaryota; Metazoa; Chordata; Actinopteri; Perciformes; Serranidae. Gene Ontology annotation, molecular function: RNA binding. The record is from RefSeq and is a predicted model, not a curated record.